This is a messenger RNA of Miscanthus lutarioriparius, 603 nucleotides long. Lineage: Eukaryota; Viridiplantae; Streptophyta; Magnoliopsida; Poales; Poaceae. The record is from the annotation of a GenBank genome assembly.
AUGGGAAAGCAAGCCAUGGGAAUUUAUGUCACCAAUUACCGCUUAAGGAUGAAUGCAAUUGUUGCUAUCGCUUAUUAUUCUGGAUAUAAUCAAGAAGAUUCAGUUAUUAUGAAUCAAUCUUCCAUAGAUCGUGGAUUCUUCCAAUCACUAUUUUUCCGCUCUUACAGAGAUGAGGAAAAGAAGAUGGGUACACUUGUCAAAGAGGAAUUUGGUCGUCCAAAAAGGGAAAAUACUAUGGGAAUGCGCCAUGGGUCAUAUGAUAAACUAGAUGAUGAUGGCCUUUCACCACCUGGAACAAGGGUCUCAGCGGAAGAUGUCGUUAUUGGGAAGACAUCUCCUAUUCCACAUGAUGACGCUCAAGGGCAAGCUUCUAGAUACUCGAAGCGUGACCAUAGUACUUCUCUGUGUCAUAGUGAAAGUGGCAUGAUAGAUCAGGUUCUGUUAACAACAAAUGCAGAUGGUCUAAGAUUUGUCAAGGUUAGGAUGCGAUCUGUUCGCAUACCACAAAUUGCAGAUAAGUUUAGCAAUAGGCAUGGGCAAAAAGGAAAUGUUGGGAUGACUUACACUCAAGAGGAUAUGCCAUGGACAAUCAAAGCUGAUUGA